Molecule: messenger RNA, 1614 nt
Organism: Mustela erminea (ermine)
Lineage: Eukaryota; Metazoa; Chordata; Mammalia; Carnivora; Mustelidae
Gene: ZNF367
Product: zinc finger protein 367
Exons: 5
Coding region: 456-1493 (345 amino acids)
Biological process (GO): homophilic cell-cell adhesion
Cellular component (GO): cell-cell junction
Molecular function (GO): ionotropic glutamate receptor binding
Source: RefSeq, a predicted model, not a curated record
GCCAUUGGCUCGCGCGACCUGUCACUCGCCGCUGCGGCCACCGGGCAGGGGCCUCGCGGUGAUUGGUUCCGCCCAGGCGCGAAAUGUAACGCGGGAAAAGCCGAAGCAGUGACCCAGGCGGCAGGUUGUUAUUUUCGGGGGCUCGGCGCAGGACUCCUGCUUUCCUGUCACCGAAAGGCAGGCCGCCCGCAGCUUCCCGCCGCUGCAGUUGCGUUAGGGAGUACAAAGAGCCGAGGGCGGCCUGACCCAGGGUUGGGGUCUGGCGCUGGCCACCGAGGGCCGGCCAAGCCGCGCCGCUCCUUCGCUGGCAGCCGCGCAAGAGGAUUCCGGGAAACGUCCGCCAGCCAUGAGCCGGCGGGACUGAGCGCCGGCGACUCGGGAGCAGCGCGGCAGAGCGGAGCGAAGGGCCAGACCGGGGUUCAGGGAGUGCGGCUGCCGGAGCUGCUGAUCGGGCGAUGAUCCGGGGCAUGGAGGGGCCGAUGGCGGACAACCCGCCGCAGCCGCCGCCCGUCAUCUUCUGCCACGACUCCCCAAAGCGGGUGCUGGUGUCGGUCAUCAGGACGACCCCGAUCAAGCCCACGUGCGGCGGCGGGGGGGAGCCAGAGCCGCCGCCGCCGCUCAUCCCCACUAGCCCCGGCUUCAGCGACUUCAUGGUGUAUCCGUGGCGCUGGGGCGAGAACGCGCACAAUGUGACGCUCAGCCCCGGGGCCGCGGGGGGCGCCUCCUCGGCCGUCUUGCCCGCAGCCGCCGAGCACCCGGGGCUCCGAGGCCGGGGCGCGCCCCCGCCCGCAGCCUCCGCCGCCGCUUCGGGAGGUGAGGACGAGGAGGAAGCGAGCAGCCCAGACAGCGGCCACCUCAAGGAUGGAAUCCGACGUGGCAGACCCAGAGCAGAUACUGUCCGGGAUCUAAUAAAUGAAGGAGAGCAUUCAUCCAGCAGAAUCCGUUGUAACAUCUGUAAUAGGGUGUUUCCACGGGAGAAAUCGCUCCAGGCUCACAAAAGGACUCACACAGGUGAGAGACCCUAUCUGUGUGACUAUCCAGACUGUGGAAAAGCCUUUGUUCAAAGUGGACAGCUCAAAACACAUCAGCGUCUUCACACCGGAGAGAAACCUUUUGUUUGUUCAGAAAAUGGCUGCCUAAGCAGAUUCACCCAUGCAAACCGCCACUGUCCGAAGCACCCUUAUGCCAGGCUGAAACGGGAGGAGCCCACAGACGCUCUCAGUAAGCACCAGGCUGUGGACAACCAGGCUGCCGCCGAGUGGUUGGCCAAGUAUUGGGAAACGAGAGAGCAGCGUGCCCCCACCCUGAAAGGAAAGCUCGUUCAGAAGGCCGAUCAGGAGCAGCAAGACCCUCUGGAGUACCUUCAGUCUGAUGAGGAGGAUGACGAGAAGCGUGGUGCCCAGCGCCGGCUGCAGGAGCAGCGGGAGCGCCUGCACGGCGCCCUUGCUCUCAUAGAGCUCGCCAACCUGACUGGAGCGCCACUCCGCCAGUAGCCUGAACACUGACUCUUCCACUGUACAAAAGUACUGCCCAGCGUACUUAAAAAGUAGAUCCUUGGGCAUAAGCUAAGCACCUUAUUUGCUUAUUAUAGGCUGCUAUUCUGUAGAAAUUUAU